Clonostachys solani is the source of this 1938-nucleotide messenger RNA. Lineage: Eukaryota; Fungi; Ascomycota; Sordariomycetes; Hypocreales; Bionectriaceae. The record is from the annotation of a GenBank genome assembly.
AUGUCUGGUGUCAGAGAACUCACCAAUGCGAUUCGGAUCAUCAGUGGUGCGGUUGGAACUAUUGGACUGGUAUACAAGGCCUACGACGCUAUCAAAGAUGUCGAUCGGCAAAUAGAUCAUCUGAUAUCGGUCUGCGGUCUGGUAGAGAAAAACCUAAGUGAGACCCUGACUCUGCUCCUCCAGCGACAAAAAUCUCCGAAUCAAGACGAAAGACGAAUGGAGUACUACAGCUCAAUUGCCCGAGUCGUAAAAACAAUAAACAAUGAUCUUGAGGAUGUAAGAAGGAGUAUCCCACCCCCAGACAAAUUGCCAAAGCCCAAAAUGCUUGCAAGAGUGUUCCGUUCAAGGCCCUACAAGGCUGCUGAUCUCGCCCUUAAUUUGAACGAGAAUGCAAUGAAGCGAAUCGAAACGGCAGCUAUCCAUUUACACAUGGCAACUUCCAAUCUGUGGAGGUAUGAGGAAAGCCCUGCUGCCGUCGACCAGGAUUACUUCAAUGGGCUUCGGAAUCUAAGCCAAAAGUUUAGCAGUCGUGAAUCGACUUUCAGUUCAGAUUUUGAGGUUAUGACGCCUAGCUUGGAUGUUUCUGAUCCGAAAUCCAAGGAAAGAGCAGAGGAAUAUCUCAGAGAUAUUCGACAGUUUAACAACUCAGCAUUUGAAAUCUUCAACGAAGUUAUUAUUCGAACCUUGCAUUCAGAGAGCCAAACUCCCGUUGAGGGCUGGGAACUCUCUCCCAUCAGCGAGCAGCCCACCCUUCCCGAACCUCCUCCGCUAGAAACCCACGUCACCCCAGAAGAGCUGGGACUCAGGUUCAGCGAGGCCAGAAAAAUGGCAGACCUGGCUUCAGAACAAGAGUUCCCAGAUGCGGCGGCAAACUACCAUGCCGAAGCCAUAAAUUGCUACGAGAAACUCUCCGAGGCUAGUGAGCCUAACAUUUCCGUCAAGACUAAGCUCGAGUCAGAUCAUAUUGGCAUUUUAAUCAAAUGUCUUCAAGCUGGUCGACGAAUAGAAGGUAUAAAGCGCUUAAAUAAACUUGCAGAAGACGCAGAGAUCCUAGCAGCUGCCGAUACACGCGAACUCGACGCUUCUGACCUGCACCACCUGCGCCGAGAUAUCGGUAACCUUUAUUUCAAAGUGCAGAGGUGGACUCAUGCAGCACACUUCCUUCGUCUUGCAAUUUUUGAGCCAGGAUUUUUGCGGAAUUACCCAAACAAUAAAGAAGAGGUAAAAUCUAUUGCUUGGGGCAUCAUUCAAGCAUACCAGCACAACUCACUUCUCAUCGAGGUGGGGGCUUUCAGACAAAUGCUUGCUCGCCGUUUAGGCCACGACCCGACACUAGAGCCCCAAGAAUACCGUAAUACCAUUGCUUGGUGUCGGAGGAAGAACUUCAAGGUUGAUGAAACGAGCACGCCGCCUUGCUUCUCCAACCAGAGAGACGCAGAUGGAGAUUUUCCUCUCCACAAAGCUGUCUGCGAUCCAGAUAUCAGCCCAGAAGUGUUGAGGCAACUGGCAUCCGAUAGAAAUGCGAUCAAUGCUAGAGGGAAGAAAGAAAUGACCCCGCUAUUGAUGGCAGUAGAAAAGGGGCAGCUUUCAGCUGUACAAGUGCUCCUUGAAGAAGGUGCCAACCUCGAUCUCAGAACGCCCGAAAGAGACAUGUCGGAAACUGUGCUUCACGUCUGCAGGGAUGCACAUAUUAUGAGACUUCUUUUGGAGAAAAUCCAAUCACGAAGGCCCAGUGUGGCACCAUCGACGCUCCCACAACAAGAUGAAAGUUUAGAAGACCCGCAGCGCAUCGAUAUCAACUCACAAAGCCCGUAUAUUGGGACAGCACUUCAUCACUCAUGCGAGAGAGAUGACUGGGCGAUUGUGGAGGUCCUUCUUUCUUAUGGUGCCGAUACCAAUGCCGAGAACUACAUUCAGCCUCAACAAAACGAAUUGUGA